Molecule: messenger RNA, 1044 nt
Organism: Arvicanthis niloticus (Nile rat)
Lineage: Eukaryota; Metazoa; Chordata; Mammalia; Rodentia; Muridae
Gene: Mitd1
Product: microtubule interacting and trafficking domain containing 1
Biological process (GO): midbody abscission
Cellular component (GO): midbody
Source: RefSeq, a predicted model, not a curated record
UAGCGCAGGCGCAGUGGCGUCACGUGUGCGCUUCCUGGAAGUGCAGUGGGUCAGCCCUUGGAAUUUGCUGGCGAGCCUUGGAGUUGUUACAGUGAUGGCUAAGUCCAGCCUGGGGCAGGAUUCCGACAGCACCGCCGCGGUGGCGGUGCUAAAGCGGGCAGUGGAACUGGAUGGAGAGUCUCGGUACCAGCAGGCUCUGGUGUGUUACCAGGAGGGGAUUGACAUGCUCUUGCAGGUUCUGAAAGGUACCAAAGAAUCCAGUAAAAGAUGUGUUCUCAGAACAAAAAUCUCCGGCUACAUGGAUAGAGCAGAAAAUAUAAAGAAAUACUUAGAUCAAGAAAAAGAAGAUGGAAAAUAUCACAAGCAAAUUAAAAUAGAAGAGAAUGCAACUGGUUUCAGUUACGAGUCACUUUUUAGGGAAUACCUACACGAGACAGUUACAGAAGUUUGGGUAGAAGACCCUUAUAUUAGACAAACUCAUCAGCUAUAUAACUUCCUUCGGUUUUGUGAGAUGUUGAUUAAGAAGCCAUGUAAAGUAAGGACUAUUCACCUUCUCACCUCUGGGGAUGAAGGUUUUGGGAACACACAGCAAAGUAUUGGCCUUGAAGAAAUAAAGCAGUCCCUCAGGAGUCACGGCGUGGUGUUGGAAAUAAACUACUCUUCAUCUAUACACGACCGAGAAAUUAGGUUCAACAAUGGAUGGAUGAUUAAAAUCGGAAGGGGCCUUGAUUAUUUUAAGAAACCACAGGGUCGUUUUUCUCUUGGAUAUUGUGAUUUAGACCUGAGACCAUGUCAUGAAACAACGGUGGACAUUUUUCACAACAAACACACGAAAAAGAUAUGAUGCAUAAUGACCUAAGUGUACGUUUCUGCUAUAGGUGACCUCAGCUAUAGGUGACCUCAGCUAUAGGUGACCUCAGCUAUAGGUGACCUCAGCCCAUUUUCUGUUGCUAGAACUGAACACCACACACUGGCUACUGUGUAAAGGAUAGAGGUUUGGGCUUUGGUGUCUGGGGAGGAUCUUCUGCAUCCCACAUGGCAUAA